Molecule: messenger RNA, 1248 nt
Organism: Chroicocephalus ridibundus (black-headed gull)
Lineage: Eukaryota; Metazoa; Chordata; Aves; Charadriiformes; Laridae
Gene: ZPBP
Product: zona pellucida binding protein
Exons: 9
Coding region: 1-1248 (415 amino acids)
Biological process (GO): binding of sperm to zona pellucida; acrosome assembly
Cellular component (GO): acrosomal vesicle; zona pellucida receptor complex; extracellular region
Source: RefSeq, a predicted model, not a curated record
AUGAAGCCAGCUGACUGUACCUUUAGGCCGCCUCCAGGUGCAGCCUGCACCACCAUGGCAGGCCUCGCUGUUUCAAAGGAGCAGCCCCUGGAGUGGAGGCGCGGGCGUGCUGGUACCCUCCCGGGCGGUGGGGUGGCGGCGCCCGGCGGCUGUCGCCUGAGGCCUGCGAGACACGGCGCCUCCGGCGGGUGCCGGGACGGCGGGGUCGAGCCACCACCAGCGCCUUCCCCGCAGGGCCUGGUCGCGCACCUCGGGGAUGGCGGCGGUGGCAGCGCCGAAACUUCGAUAAAUUACAUAGUUGUAUUAAUACCAUCGUUUUAUCUUUUAACAGUUCAGCCCUCAAAGAGAUUUUUAAGAAGAGCAGCGCUAAGACAAAAUAGCUUAAAAAUAGUGGGAUCUGUUGUAUUUCCAGUCAAAGUUUAUGUCAAGCUGAAUCACAACAGUCCACGUAUUUUAUGUCUUACAAAUCAUCUGAGAAACUUAGAACUCAUUGAUCCAAAAUUCCAGUGGAAUGCACCAGGUGGUGGUCUUUCUUCAGAAAAUAGCAGUGUGGAAAUAUCACCAACAGGAACUUUAAUAUUGAGAAACUUCAAACUGAGUGGAGUUUACACUUGUUCCAUUUUUUAUAAGCUAACAGCAAUGCAACCUUAUAAAAACCUCUCAAUAAAGUAUCUUAUUUAUGCUUAUUCCGAUCCUAAAGCUUACUAUGAGUUCACAGCCCGGUAUCACGCAGCCCCCUGCAACAAUUAUUAUAAUGCUUAUUUUGAGAGAACAUUGAUUCAGAUACUAAACAAACUUGUUGAUGAACUUUCUUGCGAGGUUACAUUAAUUAAGGCUGAAUGCCAUCAUGUAAAAAUGCAGAGAGGGGGUCUACAGAAUGAAAUCUUCUUUACAUUUUCAGUUGCUUCCUUAGACAGAGAAAAACACAACAGACUAUGUCAGGAAAGUGCUUGCGAUGCAUUUCAGAGACUAAACAAGGCAAAACACCUUAUAGAGAGAUUUUUUAAGCAACAAGUGGAAGUUAGCAGAAAAAGUUCUGAACCGUUGCCUGAAAUAUAUUACAUUGAAGGUACUCUGCAAAUGGUACAGAUUGAUCGCUGCUAUCCAGGGUAUGGAAUCAAUGCUCUAAUACAUCCAGACUGUCCACAGUGUUGUGUUGUAUGCAGCCCAGGAUCAUAUAAUCCCAGUAAUGGAAUUCACUGUCUUCGGUGCGACAGCAGUUUGAUAUAUGGAGCAACAAAGUGCUAA